CCAUAGGAAGCAGAUAAGUAGUAAUUGAAAUGUGUGUGAUGAUUUGGUUUGCAAGGAAAAGCUAAGGCAAUGGCCAUGGCAUCAGCAAAUAGCAUCAUCUCCAUUUCAUCUGCUUCAUUGUUGAAUCGAACUCAUCAACCAAAAACAACAACACUUAUUAGCCUCCUUAAACACAACAAGAAGGAGCAUGAACAACACAGUACUUCACCAUCCUCUUUCACUGUCAAAGCUCUUAAGAUAUCAACUUCAACAACCAGAAGACGUAGGUUGAGUUGCUCAGCCUCGGCUUCAGCAUCUUCCACGCUUCCCUCAGCUCUUCUUUUUGACUGUGAUGGAGUCCUUGUAGAUACUGAAAAAGAUGGUCACCGCAUUUCUUUCAAUGAUACUUUCCAAGAGAAAGAACUAGGCGUUACAUGGGACGUGGAAUUGUACGGUGAGUUGCUCAAAAUUGGAGGUGGAAAAGAAAGGAUGACGGCGUACUUUAACAAGACAGGUUGGCCUGCGAAUGCCCCAACAGGUGAACAAGAAAGGAAAGAUUUCAUAGCUUCGCUUCACAAGCGGAAGACAGAACUAUUCAUGGAACUUGUGGAGAAAAAAUUGUUGCCUCUUCGCCCAGGUGUUGCAAAGCUUGUUGAUCAGGCUUUAACUCAAGGAGUCAAUGUUGCAGUUUGCAGCACUUCCAAUGAGAAGGCGGUCUCUGCAAUAGUAUCAUGUUUACUGGGACCUGAGCGAGCAGCAAAAAUCCAGAUAUUUGCAGGAGACGUGGUUCCCCGAAAAAAGCCUGAUCCAGCCAUCUAUAUACUAGCUGCAAGCACUCUCGGUGUUGAACCUUCGAGAUGUGUCGUGGUCGAGGACAGUGCUAUAGGUCUAGCAGCUGCUAAAGCAGCUGGGAUGAAGUGUAUAGUAACAAAGAGCGGGUAUACAGCAGAUGAAGAUUUCUUAAAUGCAGAUGCUGUAUUUGACUUCAUUGGUGAUCCUCCUGAGGAGAGAUUUGAUUUGGCAUUUUGUGGUAGCCUUCUUGAGAAGCAAUAUGUCAGCUAGCAAACUGUGAAGUGAUCAGGGUCUCCUUCGCUGAUAUUUUCUACCAGUGCUCAAUUCCUCCUUUGAUGAAAAGAUCAAUGUUUAUAUUGGUUGUGUAAAGAAGCUUAUUUCUUGUUAAGCUUCAUUUAUGUUUAAUUGUAUUUUUCUUGUUAACCCUUUGAUGAUUAAAAAUGUCAAGAGCCUCAAUCUCUUUCUUAUAAAUAAAAAGCCUAUGACCAAGUUUUAA
Medicago truncatula (barrel medic) is the source of this 1267-nucleotide messenger RNA. RefSeq names its product CBBY-like protein. Gene Ontology annotation, molecular function: hydrolase activity. The transcript has 8 exons. NCBI's taxonomy places the organism in Eukaryota, Viridiplantae, Streptophyta, Magnoliopsida, Fabales, Fabaceae. Bases 70 to 1041 code for a protein of 323 amino acids. The record is from RefSeq and is a predicted model, not a curated record.